This is a messenger RNA of Plasmodium malariae, 1569 nucleotides long. RefSeq names its product DNA-3-methyladenine glycosylase, putative. Gene Ontology annotation, biological process: base-excision repair. Gene Ontology annotation, molecular function: alkylbase DNA N-glycosylase activity; DNA binding. Lineage: Eukaryota; Apicomplexa; Aconoidasida; Haemosporida; Plasmodiidae. Bases 1 to 1569 code for a protein of 522 amino acids. The transcript has a single exon. The record is from RefSeq and is a predicted model, not a curated record.
AUGAGGGGGAAAAAAAAAAAAGGAUCCGCCAUUGGUAAUAAUAAUAAUAGUAAUAAAAAUAAUACUAUAGUGGAGGAAGAAGAUAAAGAAGAAGAGAUAAGCGAUUUGAAGCAAGAAAACUAUGGGAAAACAGUGAGUAUAAAUAGCAAGAGGGUAAUAAGAAAAACGAGUAUGCAUAUUUUAGAAAAGAGAAAAAAAUCUAUUGAUGAUGUAUGUAGGUUGGCAUAUGUAUAUGUAUUACUAAAAUAUUUUUUUGAUAAUAAUAGUAAUACUAAAAUUUUAAAUGAAAAAUUUUAUCUUCAAGAUAACAUAUUAAACAUUACUGAAUCUUUAAUUGGUCAAAUUUUAUGGGUGUUUGAUAAGAAAGAAAAAAAAUUAUAUGGUUCGAGAAUAGUAGAACUUGAAUCGUACAAUGGAGUAAAUGAUAAAGCAUCACAUGCCUAUAACAACAAAAGAACGAAUAGAAACUUUUCCAUGUUUGAACGAGGAGGCAUUAGUUAUGUCUACCUAUGUUAUGGGAUACAUAACUGCCUGAAUAUAGUUACAAAUGUUGAAAACGUUCCUGAUGCUAUCUUAGUUAGAUCUCUUGAACCACUGUAUAGUAUAGAAAAUUGUAUAUUUAAUAAAUAUCAGAAUAUUUAUGAACAUUUCUCUUUUUCAAAAAAUAUGUCAACAAGUUGUAAAUUAAGUACAAUGGAAACUAGCAGUAACGAAAUUUUGAAAAAAGGGAGGGAAAAAGAUAUGAACACACUAAAUGAAAAAAACUAUUUAAUGAAUAUUCAAAAAUUGCAGGAUAUUUUUAAAAUGGUAAAUAAAAAAAAAUUAGAAAAAUUAUGUAGUGGUCCUGGAUGUGUAACGAAGUGUUUAGGAAUUACGAAACAUGAUGAUAGGGAAAAUUUUUACAUCAACGAGUUUCAUCAUAUGGAAAAAAAACAAAAAGAUCAAUUUUGCAUAAAGGGGGAAAAGGGCAACGAUAAUAGCAACAAAAAUGGCUGUGAAGGAAGCGACAAAAAUGGCUGUGAAAAUAGCAACCAAAAUGGCAACAAAAUUGACGGUCAAAAUAUAGUUACGAGGCCAAUUCAAAACAGUAGUGACUUAAAAUCAAAAUACUUUGACAAUAAAAAGUUGUUAACUAUGAAUGGAAGGAGUGAAAAAAAUAGCGCAAGUACAUAUAAUAUUAAUUAUAAUGAAGCAAAUAAGGGUAUUAAUAUGGAGAAUCAAGGUAUGCCGUAUGAAAAUAUUAAUUCCAAUUACUACUUUUCUAGUAAUAUAAAUUAUAUACAUAAAAGUAGAUUCUUUGUUAGUAUUUGUCCAACAAUAAAUGAAAUAAUAAAUUUUUAUGAAAAAUUAAUUGAUGAAGAGAAGAAACAAGAAUCAUUUAUAAAAAAUGUUUAUAACGAAUAUAAAACUUUUUUAUUAGAAUACUUUGAUUAUAUGAAAUGGCACAAAGAUAAAUGGGUUAUUCAAAAAGAUAAAAGGAUAGGAGUUAAUUAUGCUGAAGAAGCUGCUUUAUAUGAGUAUAGAUUUUUAUUAAAGAACCACCCCUCUGUUUCAGUCUUACCUAAAUAG